Molecule: messenger RNA, 1701 nt
Organism: Saccostrea cuccullata (small rock oyster)
Lineage: Eukaryota; Metazoa; Mollusca; Bivalvia; Ostreida; Ostreidae
Product: IgGFc-binding protein-like
Exons: 2
Coding region: 351-1436 (361 amino acids)
Source: RefSeq, a predicted model, not a curated record
AUAUCACAUUUUAGGCUGUAGCGGUACUUCUGUACAUCCCUCCACCCCGACAUCAAAAAACACAACAAGAACAUUUCCCAACACAACAGUAAAAAUGAAAUCAGCAAAAACAACAAAAACAGAAUCUGCCACUCUCACCCCCCCUAAUGAAUCAACAUCAUCUAUUCCUCAGUUACCAAGAUCAAUAGGUAGUAGAGGCAGAAAAUUCUUAUUUCUUUUCAUGAAAAAUCACCCAAUUGCAAAAGGAUCCCUAACAACAUACAUUACAACAUACGGUAAUGCGUCUGUUAAUAUCUCAACUUCAAGUGAUCUUAAUGCGUCCAUUAAAUUAGCAACUGACGUUAUAACUAAUGUCUCCUAUUAUUCCAAUAUCACACUACCCUACGAUCGAGCUAAGCUGUGAUUAUUUAUCGACUGAAUCCAAGGCUGUGCUUGUGCAAACAUCAGAACUAUCCACCGUAUCAAUAUUUGAUAGUUUUUAUGAGACAACCAACGAUGGGACGCUGAUUAUUCCAACUGACAGAUUGUCAACAAAAUAUCUUGUGUCGUCAACGAAUCCAUACGGAUUAAGCGAAUACUACCUCAGCCAGUUUGCUGUUGCAGCCUUAUAUGAAGAAACCAACGUUAAUAUUACAUUUAAAAUGAAAACCAGUACUUCAAUAUCUCUACUUCGUGGAACAUACGAAGACCAGGAUGUACUAACAACAACUUUAAAUAAAUAUGAAACUUUACAAAUUAUGCAUACUUCUGAUCUUACUGGGACUUUUAUUGAGUCCUCAAAACAAAUAGCUUUGUUCUCAGGGAACCGAUGUCAGCGGCUGAAAAUCCGAGCAUGUAGUCACAUGGUUUCUCAGUUACCCCCGACUACCGAAUUUGAUAAACAAUAUAUCAUCCCCGCAUUCUACGGAAAAUUAGGGACAUUAUUUCAAAUGAUAAGAGAAAGCCAGAAUUCUAUUAAAAUCAACGAAGGUAGGAAUUCAUCAACCUUGCAUAUGAAUGAAAAAGAAUUCAUGAACAUUGAGGUGACAUCAGUGGAAACUACUACUGUAGAGUCAGAUAACCCUGUACUUGUAACUGGUUUUGCAAUGGGUUCCAGAAAUAAUGAUCCUUAUAUGACCGUUAUUCCAGGUGUCAAUCAAUAUGUUGAUUACUAUAAUGUAGUUGUACCAGACGGAUAUGUAAAUAACUAUAUCUGUGUGAUAAUUCAACAAAAAUAUACAAAUUACCUAAAAAUAAAUGAUUCCUCUACAGAUCAUUAUAAAACUGUGCGUCACAGCUCUCUAUCAUUCGAGACUACUUAUAGCAUUCGUACCUUUGAAGUAGACAGCGGGCCCAUUGUUAUAUCGACAACUAAUAACUCAACAUUUGGAUUAAUAGUCUACGGUCAUCGGGUAUAUGAUGGAUAUGCAUUCACCGGGAAUUAUUUACUCUCUUAAACUUUUCGACGAUGAAGAUUACUUCCUGGCAAAUUUAUUUCGUUAAAUAUAAAUAAUUCUAUUCUAAUAUGAAUAGUUUUUGUAUCUAGUACAGUUUGAAAGACUGAUUAAUUUUUUUUUCUGCUACAAUCCAACAAACGUAAUCAAAACGACUUGACCUCUACUUGUCAGACAAGUAGAGGCAAUGAAGCGGUAAUGUAACCUUUUUGUAGCAGUAAUGAGUAUGUAACAGUAAUGACAAGAAUUUUAUUAUACUAUAUACUUA